AAUUUUGGAUAGCCUUCUUCUCACGCAACCCAUGCAUCAGUGGAAGUAACAGGCUGGAACUAAUUUCAAUUGGACUACCUUGCUCGCUUCUCUUUAGCGUCGUAUUGCUUCAACGCACGAUAGAAUGCAUUGAAUUCUUCUCAGUAUAUAAAUCCAUUGGAGAAUGCAUGCAGCGCAGCCUGUCACCUGCGGCGAGCGCUGCCGCGCGGGCGGCACACCAGCAGGGUGGCCCACAAGUUGGCUUUGCCGCCGCGGGGCCGCCACUGGUGGGCGCCUUCGUUGCCCCGCCCCAGCGGCUUUAAAGGCGAUUUUGCCUGUGGCAGAAGCAUUCCGCAGCUUCACGCCUUCAGCCAAGGUCCUACACGGCUGGCAAGUGCCCGUGGGGAGAGGUGGCGGCCGCAGGGGAGCGGCGGCAGCCGCUGCCAUCGCGCCACCACCCGGCCAGGGGCCAGAAGGCUCGUCGCCGGACCCGCACGACAACACAGCGGCCCCUGUCGCCAUCCCCUCCACUCCGGAGACUGCUUCCAGCAGCAACAACAACAGCAGCAAGUCGCACGGCCCCUCGCCGACCCCGACGGCUCACCCCGCCCCUGAAACAACAGCAGCAGCAGCUGUGCCGUCGAUGUCGCCGGCGCUGCCAGAGCCUGCGCCACCCCCUUUGGAGCGGUUAGACCUGGCGUCAGCGCGCCACUUUGUGAACCUCACCAACGGCAUUGAGGCGCUGCCGCUGCUGCAGCAGCUAGGGCUGAGCUACAGCUUCGUACGCAUCCAGAGCACGGCGUGCGAGCAGCAAAACCUGGAGCUGCUGAUGACUGAGCUGGACGCCAAUCUGCUGACACACCUGGCGCUGGGGCACACCUGCAUUGUGUACGACUGCGGCUCGCGGCGGCGGGACGGCACGCCGCGGGCGCUGUGGUACGGGCUGGAGUUCGUACGCUACUGCCUCACACAGCUGUGGAAGCUGCCUCCCUGCCCGGCGCUGCUGCGCGGCCGCAACGUGUCGCGCACCUUUGACGGCCACAUCCGGUCCUUCAAGCAGUCCACCGUGAAGCGACUCAAGUACUACGCCAAGUACCUGCCUCCUGCAUCCCCCGCCGACACCGGUGCCGCCCCCGCCUCCUCGUCCUCCUCCUCCCCCACCCGGCCGCCGUUGCGGCUGUACGGCGCCUACCGGGCCACCGACCACGACGACGACGUGCCGUACUACGUCGCCCUGCUGCACGCCGCAGAGCUACAGCCGCGGCAGCAGCAGCAGCAGCAGCAGCAGCAAGGCUGGCAGAAGGCGGCGCAUGCGGGGGCGCCGGGCGCUGCCAGCAUCAGCAGCAGCGGUAGCAUCAGCGGCAGCAGCGGCAGUGGGGGCAGUGGGGGCGACGGGGCCAGCAUGGCAGAGGGGCUGCUGCAGGGGGGCACGCAGGCGGGGACGCAGGGAGGGACUCAGGGAGGGCAUCAGGGGCCGGACGGGGAGGCGGUGUUGGCGGCGCACGGGUACCUGCUGUUCCGGAGGGGCGUGUCGCCAGCCGAAUGGGCGGCGGCCGCGGCCGCAGCAGCCGCGGCGGGCGGCGGACGUGACGGUGACGGUGGUGAUUGUGAUGGCGGCGGUACCGGCGGCUGUGGCGGUGGUGGCGGUGUAUUGAUGAGUGCUGACGGGGACUGUGCGGCGGCCUAGGUCUGCUGCCGGUGGCCGGGCGGGUAGGCGGGCGGCAAGCUGUAUGUGCUUGAGGACGUGGACAGGCAUGGGCAGCACGGGCAGUGAGAAUAAUGCAAGCUGUGGCUGCUGUGUUGUGUGCAUGUGUGUGCAUGGCCCGACCGCACUCGCUCACUGGCGGCGACAAGCAAGCUGCUUUGGGUGGAGGCAUCGAGGCACGCCGUGGGAGCCCAGCCAUACGUUCGGCGUCUCGCACUCCCGCUUAUAUGCUGCAUGCGCACACUGCGUGUUGGAUGACACGCCUGGAAGCGAUGGGAAGGGCAAGGGGCCGGUUGGCGUAGCCCCGCAGUGAGCAGUGUGUGUAUUCCCAGACCACAAUAGACAAUUUGCAACGUCAAGGCAAGAUUGCGUGGCUGGUAUACGGUAACGCCGGAUGAGUUCCUGUGCCGAGACAUCACUUGAAGCCAUCCUCGAUUGCUGACUAUCUACGGGCGGACGGCAGGGCAGCUGCAACUGGCGAGCGCGCGUGACUGCUGGUUGUUGGCGCGCAGCGCGGCUGGGAGCGGCGGACAGUUGCGAUACCCUAUGCGUGCGGCGCCGUUUGGAAAAGACGCAUGCCACGUUGGCCGGUGUAAGGCACAGAGGGA
Molecule: messenger RNA, 2292 nt
Organism: Chlamydomonas reinhardtii
Lineage: Eukaryota; Viridiplantae; Chlorophyta; Chlorophyceae; Chlamydomonadales; Chlamydomonadaceae
Exons: 6
Coding region: 164-1666 (500 amino acids)
Source: RefSeq, a predicted model, not a curated record